Messenger RNA from Galendromus occidentalis (western predatory mite), 484 nucleotides. RefSeq lists its product as uncharacterized. Lineage: Eukaryota; Metazoa; Arthropoda; Arachnida; Mesostigmata; Phytoseiidae. The coding region runs from base 47 to 445 and encodes 132 amino acids. The transcript is spliced from 4 exons. The record is from RefSeq and is a predicted model, not a curated record.
AGUCGGAUCGAAUACAUUUCGCAUCGAAGCCACUACAAUUCUCGGCAUGCAGCUGUUCGCAUCUACGGUCGCUGUUGUGGUCUGCUGUUCGGCGUUGUCAGCUCCAGCGUUCGCUAAUGAUGAUAUACACGGAGAAAUUCUCGACUACGUUACCAAAAUAGGCGAGAAGACCGGUUUGAGCAAGGAGCAUCAGAGCAUCGUUGUGCACAUCCUGCACGAAAAAUUCCCGCAUGAUACCAAAGCCUAUUCGAAGAUGACGGACGUAGAGAAAGCUGAGGUCGACAAGAAGUGGGCUGAAGCGAAAAAAGAAAUCGAAGCCAAGAUGGGAGCUGACAAUAAAGAAGAUUGGGAGAAGUUCGUCAAAGAGUUCGAGAAAGGUACUGAAGGGAUGCACCAUGGCAAAACCGAGAAGGAUCGUCGCAGGCGAUCUCUCUUCCGUAUCUGAUUGCUCCCAGAGAAUACUCAAUAAAAUCCGUUUCAGCAA